Messenger RNA from Sarcophilus harrisii (Tasmanian devil), 2768 nucleotides. It is a transcript of the gene SLC38A12, whose product is annotated as transmembrane protein 104. The coding region runs from base 606 to 2096 and encodes 496 amino acids. The record is from RefSeq and is a predicted model, not a curated record. NCBI's taxonomy places the organism in Eukaryota, Metazoa, Chordata, Mammalia, Dasyuromorphia, Dasyuridae. The transcript has 10 exons.
CACCCCCAUUCCCAAAGCCGACUCCCCCCCGCUUGCAGAGCGAGUCUCCUUCCCAUCACCCCCGACCCCGCGCCCGGGCACCAGACCCUCCGCCGAGCCUCGGGCCCACCUGGGCGAGCCGGUUCCGGGAUCCGGGAACCCCCGCGCACGCGCGCCCCGGCACAGAAGGCACUUCCGCCGCUCCGUCUCCGCCUCGGUCCCGCCCCCCGCCUCCGGAGCCAAUCGACGACCUUCCCCUCGCCUUUUCCCGCCCACCCCCUCGCCUCCAUGAACAUGACGUGUACGGAAGUAGCGAUCGCGCCGGGCGCAGGCGUCGUGGGGGCCGCCGUUGCUGGGUUGAGCCGCCUGUGGAGGCGGCGGAGGUGAGGUGGGGCGGAGACAGCUGCUAGCAGGUGCCGGCCCACAGCAUCUCGCACCUCCCUCGCGGCCCGGGCUAUAAAGGAGCCGGAACGGGGUGGCUGCCUGCGGCCCCUGGGAAUGUGGAAGCCGCAGCGGGAGCGGCGAAGGAGCGAGGCUUUGGAGCUCGGCCGCUGAUGCCUUCUCAAAGAAAGGGCGACUACACCACAGACUGACCGCGAAGCAGAACCUUCCUGCCCAUCUUGAACAUGGCUGGUGGAAUCACAGACACCGGGGAGCUUUAUUCCCCCUAUGUUGGAUUAGUGUACAUGUUCAACCUGAUUGUGGGCACUGGUGCUCUCACUAUGCCUAAGGCUUUUGCUACUGCUGGUUGGCUUGUCAGCCUAGUCCUUCUCCUAUUCCUAGGCUUUAUGAGCUACAUGACCACCACCUUUGUGAUGGAAGCCAUGGCAGCAGCCAAUGCUCAGCUUCGCUGGAAGAGGAUGGAAAGCCGUAAGGAGGAAGAUGAUGAUGACUCUUCUACAGUUUCUGAUGAUGAUGUUCUCAUCCAGGAAAACUAUGAUCGGUCAGAGAAGCAGCCCAUCUUGUCUGUGCAGAGACAUGGAUCUCCUAACAUUUUUGAAAUCGCAGAUCGUGUGGAGAUGGGACAAAUGGCCUCUAUGUUCUUCAAUAAAGUGGGAGUCAACUUGUUUUAUUUUUGUAUCAUUAUCUACCUUUAUGGGGACCUAGCUAUCUAUGCUGCAGCUGUGCCCUUAUCACUUAUGCAGGUGACAUGCAGUGCCACUGGCAAUCACUCCUGUGAUAUGGAAGCCAGCACCAAGUACAAUGACACGGAUGUGUGUUGGGGCCCUAUCAGACGAAUUGAUGCCUACCGAAUCUACCUGGCUGUGUUCACACUGCUUCUUGGACCUUUCACCUUCUUUGAUGUCCAGAAGACCAAGUACCUCCAGAUCUUGACAUCUCUGAUGAGAUGGAUUGCCUUUGCCAUCAUGAUUAUCCUGGCAUUGAUCCGUAUUGGACACGGGCAAGGAGAGGGGCAUCCGCCCAUAGCAGACUUCUCUGGGAUCCGCAACCUGUUUGGGGUGUGCGUCUACUCCUUCAUGUGCCAGCACUCGCUGCCCUCCCUCAUCACGCCCAUCUCCUCCAAGAAGCACAUCACCCAGCUGGUACUGCUAGACUACGUGCUGAUCCUGGCCUUCUACAGCCUCCUUUCUUUCACUGCCAUCUUCUGCUUCCACAGUGACAGUCUCAUGGACAUGUACACCCUCAACUUCACGGGCUGCGAUGUGGUGCGCCUGGUUGUGAUCCGCUUCUUCCUGGGCCUCUUCCCUGUCUUCACCAUCAGCACCAAUUUUCCCAUCAUCGCCGUGACUCUUCGAAACAACUGGAAGACUCUGUUCCACCGGGAGGGAGAGAUGUACCCGUGGGUGGUAGACCGAGUUGUAUUUCCUAUCAUCACCUUGGUACCCCCCAUCCUUGUGGCCUUCUGUACCCACGACCUGGAGUCCCUGGUGGGGAUCACAGGCGCCUACGCCGGCAAUGGAAUCCAGUACGUCAUCCCUGCCUUUCUGGUGUACUACAGCCGGAAAGACACAAAACUUGUUUUUGGCUCUGGGAUAAUCAAUAAGCACAAGUCCCCUUUCCGAAGUACCUUCUGGGUGGGCUUUGUACUGGUCUGGGCUUUUUCCUGCUUCCUUUUUGUCACAGUCAACAUAAUCCUGAGUGAGACGAAGCUUUGACUGUGGGAACGUUCCCAACACCCAGCUCCUUUCUGCAGGAUUGCAGGCCUCCCUCCGUCCUCCACCUUAUAGCCCCAUCCUUCCAGCAUAGGGCAGACAUUGCUGGUAAUCAGGUCUGAUGGCUGUUAGGAGGCCCAUUAUCUCUCCAAGACUCCACCAGAGAUGGACCGCUGAAUCCCCUGCGUGGCACCCCGGGUGGAAUUUGGAAGCAGUGCCGGCGCUGUGACAUCCUAUUUCUACUGGACCCGACGGGUGCCUCCCUCCAUUCCCCCCCACUUAGGCUAUGGGACAACCCAGGUCUUUGCUGUAGGAGGUCUGUGGCAGAGGCCCUCCUGCCUGCUUCUCCCCUCACCUAGAACAUGUCUUGCUUCCCGAGCUACUAAGAAACUGAUCUAGUGAAAGCACAUGUCACUUUUGCCUUAGCAUAAUGGGAAGCCAGCAGGGCCUGGAGCCAAAGGACACAGAAGGGAUGGUGAGCCACAGGGGCCCUGAGCCCUGCUGUGGAUGCUCAGGAGAGACCAGGCCGCUCAAUACCGACCUAGUUCUAACUCAUGUCUAGUCUGAGUGUUCCCUGGGAGAGGAGGUAAAAGCGCCCUUUCAUCUUUUCCACUUCUCACAGGAGGUUAAUGAGAAAGGGCAAGAAAGAGAAGGGAUCUGAAUCUUCACCUCAGA